AUUUUUUUCUAAAAAUCUGUCCCCAAUCAUCUCUCUCAUCCCAUUCUAAUGAAUAGUCACCCACCUCCCAUUUCUAGCUUCCUCUCUUCACCCCCUUCAAAAUCUCUUUCUAGUCCUCUGUUUAUGAAUACCCUUCACCCAAGGUGUUGUUGAUUUUGCAUACAGAUCUCGAUUUUUUUCUAAUUGAAAGAGUUUCGAGAUGAUGAAUCGCUGUGCAUAUCAACAGCAGAACAACAACAACAUCAACAACAACGCCUUGGUGAGAAGUGAAGAGACGAUGAACGGUGUUGUUUGCCCGAAACCUCGUCGAUUGUAUCUCUUGAAUCCUUCCAUGAAAGAGUCCAUUUCUACCUCAUCUCCUCGAUGGCAGAACCACUAUUCCAUUCAUCAAACGGAGACGCAUGAAUCAAAAUCAAGGAUGGAGCUUCUAGAUAUGAUUUUGACGAAGGAAUGUUAUGGUGCUGAAAAAUCCAACAAUGUGGUAUCAUCAUCACCACCAUUCUUUUGUGGGUCUCCACCUAGCCGGGCGGCAAACCCGGUGGUCCAAGAUGCUCAAUUUGGUAACGAAAACCCAAACCUUCCAUCACCCGCCAUCGAAGCCUCACCAUCUUCCCGUAAAAAUGGCGGAAGUUGUGCCAGAGGAAAAUUUGGACAAAAAUGCCCUGCGGUCAGGGUCGAAGGAUUCAACUGCCGGGGCAUUUCCGCUGUUGCAUAAAAGAUCAAUAAGCACAAAGUGAAUUUUGAUGAGAGAGGGGCAUUUCUGUCUAGUUCAUUUUUUUUUUUUUUUUUUUUGUAUAUGUAGAG
Molecule: messenger RNA, 804 nt
Organism: Lactuca saligna
Lineage: Eukaryota; Viridiplantae; Streptophyta; Magnoliopsida; Asterales; Asteraceae
Source: the annotation of a GenBank genome assembly